This is a messenger RNA of Rattus norvegicus (Norway rat), 7685 nucleotides long. It is a transcript of the gene Prss39, whose product is annotated as protease, serine, 39. Lineage: Eukaryota; Metazoa; Chordata; Mammalia; Rodentia; Muridae. The record is from RefSeq and is a predicted model, not a curated record. Gene Ontology annotation, cellular component: extracellular region; acrosomal vesicle. Gene Ontology annotation, molecular function: serine-type endopeptidase activity. Gene Ontology annotation, biological process: proteolysis.
AAGCACAUUACUCAGGAUCACGCAGUUAGUGGCUCAGUCAACUGUAAAGAGGAAUGGUGCACUUGGAGGCUGGGGACCACGGGUCACAGUGCAUCCACAGUGCACAGCGUACUUUCCUCUCCAGCUAUUGGGAUGGUGUCCUAGCUUGGAUUUAUAGAUCGAUCGAUCUAUACUUGACACAGGUUAGAGAUAUCUGGCAAAAGGCAAUUCAAUUGGAAAAAAAUGCCCCAUCAGUUUGUCUGUAUGCAACUCUGUACCGUGUUUUCUUGAGUGUGUGUGUGUGUGUGUGUGUGUGUGUGUGUGUGUGUGUGUGUGUGUGUGUGUGUGUGGUGUGUGUGUAGUGGAGCAGCCUACUGGGGUGGGUACCAACCCUGGGCAACUGGAAGUUGAGGGGAUCUUUGUAUAAACAAAAGUUCAUUCAAGUUCAAGUGUGUGUGGGGGUGGGGUGGGGGCUAAAAACAUUUGCAUAGAUGUUUUGCAAAGCAAGGCAGAUAGCACAAUGUUUACUCUAGGACAAUGGCUUAGUUGUUAAGUUCUUGCCAAACAAGCUUGAGAGUCUUUGAGUUCUGAUUCCCAACACCCACUAAGAAGCCAAAAGUGGGUGACACACACUUGUAAUCUGCUAGAGUGGGGAGUGGAGCCAGGAGGUAACUCUGGAGCUCGCCGGCUAACAGUCACCAGGCAAAGUGAGAAUCCCUUUGCAGGUUCUGAGACUUGUCCACCAAAUAAUUUAGAAAGCUCAAGAAUGAAUUUAUUACAGUUUAAGAAAAAAACAGUACAGGGUAUAGUAUAGGAGAGGUGAAAAUCCAAGCAGUCACCUAGAGCAGGUGAGAAACAUGUCAAGCCUUUUCAGUUUGUUACAAAAUAGAAAUAGAUUAAGAAAGAGAAGUCCAGGGCUGGAGAGAUGGCUUAGUGGUUAAGAGCACUGUCUGCUCUUCUAGAGGUCCUGAGUUCAAUCCCCAGCACCCACACAGGGGCUCAUAACUAUCUAUAGUGUGAUUUGAUGCCCUUUUCUGGUGUGUAGGCGUACAUGCGGGGCACUCAUACGUGAAUAUAUAAAUCUUAAAGAAAGGAAAAGAAGCGCAAGCUAGGCAUAGUGGUGCAUGCCUGGCAGAGGCAGAUGGAUCUGAGUGAGUUCAAGGCCAGCCUGGUCUACAGAGCAAGUUCUAGGACAGCCAGAGCAGAACAAAGAAACCUUGUCUUAGGAAAAAAAAAGGAGAAGAAGCAUUCUGAAAGUGGAAGUGGGCUACUGAGCCAUGGUCAGAGCCCAUAAAGCACCUGGCCAUGCUGUGUGUAUGGCCCUUUAAGUCCCUCUCAUGAUCUCACACUUGCUCUGUGUUAGAUAAUAUCAAAUCAAGGGUUCCAGGCUUCCUGUGUGACCUGGUUCUUUCCUGUGUUAAUCUUCAUUCUGCUUCUUAAGUUCCUGCUCUUCUAUCACACCCUCAUCAAAUUAGUGAUGACCAGGUUCAGUGAGGGACCAUACCACAGAGACACAGAAACACACACACACACACACACACACACACACACACACACACACACACACACUACACCAUUCUAGUAUAGUUCACAGUUUAAAGAUUUUUAAAGAUUUUCCCUUCUGAGAUAUAAAACUGCAAUUUUCUAGGAUGUCAUCAAAAAUUCCAUUUCCGGGGCUGGGGAUUUAGCUCAGUGGUAGAGCGCUUACCUAGGAAGCGCAAGGCCCUGGGUUCGGUCCCCAGCUCCGAAAAAAAGAACCAAAAAAAAAAAUUCCAUUUCCAGGGAAAAGACAUGUACUAACCCCCCAUGCGUCACCCUACUGGUUUCUGAUUUCAUUUUGUCAGGUUAUAAUCCUAUCCAAGGCACUUUUGAGCUGUCCAAUAAUCUCACUUAUCAAAAGAGAAAGAAAGGGAAUGAAAGAGAUUCUUACAUCAUUUUCAUUUUUCUAAUUUUUAUUUUUUAAUCUUUUUUAUUGGAUAUUUUAUGUAUUUACAUUUCAAAUGUUAUCAUCUUUCCCCCCUCCUUCUCCCUCCCCCUGUUUCUAUGAAGAUGCUCCCACUCCCACCCACCCACUGCCACCCAAAUGCCCUGGCAUUCCCCUACACCGAGCCUUCAUGGGACCAAGGGCUUCUUCAUCUAUUGAUGCCCGACAAGGGCCAUCCUCUGCUACAUAUGCAGCUGGAGCCAUGAGUCCAUCCAUGUACUCAUUGGUUGGUGUUUAAGUCCCUGGGAGCUCUGGGGGGUUUGGUUGGUUAAUAUUGUUUUUCUUCUUAUGGGGUUGCAAACCCCUUCAGCUACUUCAGUCCUUUCUCUAACUCUUCCAUUUGGGACCCAUGCUCAGUUUAAUGAUUAGCUGAAACCAUCCUCAUCUGUAUAAGUAGGGCUCUGGCAGAGCCUCUCAGGAGACAUCCAUAUCAGGCUCCUUGGCACUUCUUGGCAUCAGCAAUAGUGACUGGCUUUGGUGGCUGCAUAUGGGAUGGAUGCCCCAGGUGGGGCAGCCUCUAGAUGACCUAUUUUAAUUUCCUGCUCCACUCUUUGUCUCUGUAUUUCCUUCCAUGAGUAUUUUGUUCUCUCUUCUAAGAAGGACAGAAGCAUCCACAUUUUGGCCUUCCUUCUUCUUGAGCUUCAUAUGGUCUGUGAAUUGUUUCUUGGGUAUUUCGAACUUUUGGGCUAAUAUCCACUUAUUAUUGGGGACUAGACAAGGCUGUCUACUCUCUCCCUACCUAUUCAGUAUAGUACUUAAAGACCUAGCCAGAGCAAUUAGACAAUAAAAAGAGGUCAAAGGGAUACAAAUUGGAAAGGAAGAAGUCAAAAUAUCAUAUCAUAUCACUAUUUGCAGGUGAUAUGAUAGUAUACUUAAGUGACCCCAAAAAUUUCGCCAGAGAAUUCCUAACCCUGAUAAACAACUUUUGCAAAGUGGCUGGAUAUAAAAUUAACUCAAAUAAAUCAGUAACCUUUCUCUAUGCAAAGGAUAAAUAGGCUGAGCAAGAAAUUAGGGAAAUGACACCUUUCACAAUAGUCACAAAUAAUAUAAAAUACCUCGGUGUGACUCUAACCAAGUAAGUGAAAGAUCUGUAUGGCAAGAACUUCAAGUCUCUGAAAAAAGAACUCGAAGAAGAUCUCAGAAGAUGGAAAGGCCUCCCGUGCUCAUGGAUUGGCAGGAUUAAUAUAGUAAAAAUGGCCAUUUUGCCAAAAGCAAUCUACAGAUUCAAUGUAAUUGACAUCAAAAUUCCAACCCAAUUCUUCCUAAAGUUAGAAAGAGCAAUUUACAAAUUCAUUUGGAAUAACAAAAAACCCAGGAUAGUGAAAACUAUUCUCAACAAUAAAAGAACUUCUGGGAGAAUCACCAUCCCUAACCUCAAGCUGUAUUAGAGCAAUAGUGAUAAAAACUGUAUGGUAUUGGUACAGAGACAGGCAGGUAGAUCAGUGGAAUAGAAUUGAAGACCCAAAAAUGAGCCCACACACCUAUGGUCACUUGAUCUUUGACAAAGGAGCUAAAACCAUCCAAUGGAAAAAAGGCAGUAUUUUCAAUGAAUGGUGCUGGUUCAACUGCAGGUCAGCAUGUAGAAGAAUGCAAAUCGAUCCAUUCUCACAGUCUUUUAAAAUGCAAUUCCAGAGUCAUCCAGAUGGCUUAUAAGGCUGAUUAUACAUAUGGCUUAAUUAGUUGUAGGUCUUCCUCCAGAAGCUCAGACCCACACCUGAGAGUAUGCCUUACUUCCUUUCUCUGAGGAUCUCCUCUUAGCCUAAUCUUCGUGCUUAAAGUCUGUGUUAAAAUAUUGGUAAUGAAAUAUCCAACUGUAUCCUGGGCAGUGGUGGCUCACGCCUUUAAUCCCAUCACUUGGGAGGCAGAGGCAGGCAAUUCUCUGUGAGUUCCAGGUGACCUGGUCUAUACAGUGAGUACCAGGACAGCCAAGAGUACCAGAGAAAACCUGUCUAUAAAUAAAUAAAUAAAUAAAUAAAUAAAUAAAUAAAUAAAUAAUCCAACUUGUGUUGAAGCCAUGAUUCUGACUUGGCCUGACUUGAGGUUCUAAAAGAUUAGAGGACUUCUUCAGGUUGCCAAGGAUGACACAGAGAGCUGUGCCUCUGUCCCCUCACUGCUGACAAUACAAAUCAGGACCCACGCAGACAAAGCGAAGGCAGAGAGAGAUGUCAGGCUUUACUCUGAUGUUAGCCACACCUGUGUGGAAGAUUCUUCAGACUAGGACUUUGGGGGAUCUUGGGGGAUACUCAGCCCCCCCCCUCUUUUAAAGGUUUAUUUUAUUUAUAGGAGUAAACCGUAGCUGUCUUCUGACACACCAGAAGAGGGCAUCCCAUUACAGAUGGUUGUGAGCCACCAUGUGGUUGCUGGGAAUUGAACUCAGAACCUCUGGAAGAGCAGUCAAUGCUCUUAACCGCUGAGCCAUCUCUCCAACCCUAAAAGCCUACUUUAAAUAAAAGUCAAGCAUAGAGAAAUCGCAUGAGGAGAUGGCUCCCUGCUUGCUUGCUUCGAGACAACCUAGGGUCUUUACCAGUCACAGCAGACUGAGACCCGGAGGCAGACUUUCUCAGGCCGAGAAUCCUGGCGUUCUGCCAGGUAAGCUGCAAACCUGAGGAAGCCGCCUUCACACCUCUUCUCAAGAGAAAGUAACUUUGUUUUUAAUUAUAAGAAGCAACACAUCUGGGUUUGGUGGCUGUAUGUAUAUGGGCUGGAUCCCCAGUUGGGGCAGGCUCUGAAUGGCCAUUCCUUCAGUCUCUGCUCCAAACUUUAUCUCCAUAUCUCAUCCUAUAAGUAUUCUUGUUCCCCCUUCUAAGAAGGACUGAAGCAGCCUCACUUUGGUCAUCCUUCUUCUUGAGCUUCAUGUGGUCUGUGAAUUGUAUCCUGGGUAAUUUGAGCUUUUGGCCUAAUAUCCACUUGCCAGUGAGUGGAAGUUCUUAUCGGUCAGACAAUAUAGUAGUUUGGUACUCUGUUGCUGGGAUUAAAAUCACCAUCAAAAAAACAACCUGGAGAGGAGAGGGUGUAUUUGCCUUCUGGGUCCUGAUCGCAAUCCAGCACCGGAAGAAAAUCUGGACAGGAAGUGAAGCCAGAGCACAGGUGGGAACCAGGGAGGAAUGCUGUUUGCUGGCUUGCUUCCAGGAUCUCCCAGGACAACCUGCCCAGGGCUGGCACUGCUGUCAGAGGGCUGAGUCCUGCCACAUCUAUCAACCAUCGAGAAAAUGCCAUGCAAACACUCGUACAGGCCAAUCUGAUAGAGGCAUGUUGUCUUUUUUCCUCAAAUGAGUUUCUCUCUUCCCAUCUGAUUCUACUGGGCAAAACCCAGCCCAGUCACCCUUAGAGACUCAACACCCACGACAUAGCUUUUGCUUGGAACUUCAGCUUACAAUGCCUCCCCACUAUCCUUCCCAUUAUAUGUAGUAAAUGCACUGGCUUAGUAGUUUUAGUUUUGUGACAGUGGAGUUCACGCGACCUCUUCUACCAUGGGGCAUGCCAUUUAGGGAAACCCGAAGCCAGGUUCAUGGGUCAUAUUAAUUAAUGUUUGCUCCUGAAGAAACUCCUCAUCCUGUGUGGCAAGAGCUAAGUUACUGUGGGGACCUAUAAAAUGCUUUCGGGUAAAAAUGCAAUUUCUCAGCGUCUAUUCUAGAAACCCUUCAAGAGGGUGAGCGCUUCUCACAGGCAGGUCUCCAACAGAGCCAAGGGCACGGGGCACGCUCAGGGCAUUGUCUUCCCUUGGCCAAAGCAGAGGAGGAAAUAUUUUAUAUAUGGAUGCUGCAAAGCCGGAUGAAACACAAUGACCAGGAAGUGCUCAACGCAUCUGAGGCUACGAAAACUACAUAGAAAGAACACACCCUGUUCCAAUUUGCCUCGUUUCUCCUGGCAGGGAACUUACAGAAGUACCCACAUGCAAAUCUGUGCAACUUCCUGCUUAAAGUGGGGGUUGGGGAGUUGGGGGGGGGAGAUAAAAAAGAAGACUGGCUAAGAAUCUCAAGGCAGGUUGGGGAUUUAGCUCAGUGGUUAGAGCGCUUGCCUAGGAAGCGCAAGGCCCCGGGUUCGGUCCCCAGCUCCGGAAAAAAAAAAAAAAAAAAAAAAAAAAAAAAAAAAAAAAAAAAAAAAAAAAAAGAAUCUCAAGGCAGAGCUGUAAAUCUCAGAGAAUGCUUUCCCCGGGCCUUGAACGCUAGUGAGUUUGCCCUAUAAGACAUAAAACCGAUUCUAGUCCAGUACCUUUCGUGUAUAUUAUAUUCUUCAUUGUCCAAUCUACCUUUUGCCCAUGAACGUAAAUUAUCCAGAUCCAGUCCCAGCGGGAAUUCUGGGAACGUUCAGUCUCUAGAACUGUGCUCUUGGGCAGUGUUUGCUGGUUAUUGGUGGGGACUCUCACCCACAGCCCUUCAAAGGAGGCAGUUAACGACUCUGUGGACUUUGGGCUAAGGAGGUGGUGAUACACGGGCCUGGGCGAUGUGGCUGGAAAUGGAGAAACCCUGGGAUGUGGUGAAUGCUUUUGCCCCCAAGGAGCCUCUUCCAGCUACAUGCGCAGGACUACAAGCCCUCACAAACACCUCCACCCACAUCGGACGCCUUGCUCAAACCAAUGGGCCGUGUCCAGAAGGAAAGUGCCUUGUGGCUGGGAUUGUCUCCACAGUCUGUGGCAAGACCAAAUUCCAAGGGAAGAUCUAUGGCGGUUCUAUUGCAAAGGCUGAGCGGUGGCCAUGGCAGGCCAGUCUGAUCUUUCGUGGUAGACACAUCUGUGGAGCGGUUCUCAUCGACAAAAACUGGGUAGCCAGUGCUGCCCACUGCUUCAAAAGGUCUCUCAAACCAUCUGACUACCGGAUCCUGCUGGGGUACAACGAGCUGAGUAAUCCUUCCAACUACAGCCGGCAGAUGACACUGAGUAAGGUCAUCGUGCACGAGGACUACAACAAGCUCCACAGUCAGGAGAAAGACAUUGUCCUGAUUCAGCUGCACCUGCCCGUGCGCUACAGUUCCCACAUUUUCCCAGUCUGUGUCCCCGACCAAACCACCAAGGAGCCUUCUGAUGAGUCCUGCUGGAUAAGUGGCUGGGGAAUGGUGACAGAUGACAAGUUUCUGCAAGCACCUUUCCCUCUGCUCGACUCGGAGGUCUUCCUUAUGAAUGACCAGGAAUGCGAGGCCUUUUUCCAGACACCGCAAAUCAGCAUCACUGAGUAUGAUGCUAUAAAAGAUGACAUGAUAUGUGCCGGGGACAUCACCAAUCAGAAAUCCACCUGCCGAGGAGACUCUGGGGGUCCCCUCGUCUGCUUACUGGAUAGCUACUGGUACUUGGUAGGGCUGGCCAGCUGGAGUGGAGCAUGUCUAGAACCGAUACACAGCCCCAGCAUCUUCACCAGGGUCUCUCACUUUUCUGACUGGAUCGAGAAGAAAAAGGCAGACACGCCUGACGUUGACCCCUCCCUCGCACCCCUUGAGGAAACGGCACCAUCCCUGAUAGGCUGGAGGAAUUACAGUGCAGGCACUACCCUCGAACCCAGGAUCUGCACAACCCUGCUGUCUUCUCAGGUCCUCCUCCUGCAAUCCAUUUGGCUCAGGAUUCUGUGAUUUGCCCGCAGAGCCUUGCUGGCCAUCAUGUCUGCCAGCCAUCAUGUCUGCUGGCCCAGUAACCGAGAGUCACUUUGUAUGAGUGAGUCCAUCUUGUGGGCUCACCUGUCCCGUCUGAGGCCACGUGGGUUCCAGGCCUGACAGAAUAAAGCAACUAAAGACA